Molecule: messenger RNA, 1491 nt
Organism: Brenthis ino (lesser marbled fritillary)
Lineage: Eukaryota; Metazoa; Arthropoda; Insecta; Lepidoptera; Nymphalidae
Source: the annotation of a GenBank genome assembly
AUGGAGUUGCAAAAUCCCAAAGAGGAAAAUGGAAUCAAACCUAACAACGUGCCACAGCAAGAUCUCAUUCAAAGGGUUAUAGGAUCUUUCGGGAAAUAUCAGCUAUAUCUAUGCCUAUUGAUAUUUCUAACCAAGUUUCCUGUUGCCUUUCAUCAAAUGGCUAUUAUAUUCUUAUCACCAAAAGUAGAAUACACUUGUAUAGGCUCUAGUAAUAAUGCAACAUGUCCGUGUUCAAGCCCACAAUACGACACGUCGAUAUUCACAAAUAGUAUAAUUAUGGAAUGGGAUUUGAUAUGUGACAGAAAGUGGUUGACUAGCUUUACUCAAACUUUAUUCCAGUUGGGCACUUUAUUAGGUAGCGUUUUUUUUGGAAUGGCCUCUGAUAGAUUCGGAAGAAAAAAGCCUUUAUUAGUAGCCGUUGUAAUUCAAGUUUUGAUGGGAAUUAUUGCAGCUUAUGUGCCAGAAUUUUGGACAUUUACUUUUGUCAGAUUUUUAAUUGGCAUGUCUGUUGGUGGAACUAUGGUCACUGGAUUCGUUAUGGUCAUGGAGUUCGUCGGAACUAAAUAUCGGGAUCUUAUAUCAGCGCUCUAUCAAGUUCCGUUCAAUUUGGGUCACAUGCUAUUACCAGUUUUUGGAUAUUACUUCCGAGAUUUCACAUCAUUUCAAUUGGCGAUUUCCAUACCAUCAAUUAUACUUCUGGCAUACUUCUUCUUACUACCUGAAACGGCUCGUUGGUUAAUUGCAGUUAAGAGAACCGAUGAAGCUAUUGUUAUAUUGGAACGGGUAGCUAAAGUGAACAAAAGACCAACCGAAAAUAUACGUAGUGAUAUUGAAUUAUAUCAAAAGUCAUUGGAAAACAGUCAACUAAAGAAAGGCAACAUAUUGGAUCUUUUCCGAACUCCAAAUCUACGAAAAAAUAUAGCUGCAAUGUCAUUUAAUUGGUUAACCUGUAGUUAUUGCUUUUAUGGAGUAUCACAAUACGUGGGGCAACUGAGCGGAAAUGUUUUUACAAACGUUGCAUUAAGUGCUAGUGUGACGUUACUAGGCACUUUUGCCUCUAUACCUCUGAUGAAAGUAAUCGGUAGGCGAACUAUUCUCAUAUUGUUCAACUUUAUAUGUGCUUUGUGUUUGCUUAUACUAGCAAUAAUACCAGAAGGCAUUGGAUCAGUUAUAUGUGCUAGUAUAGGAGUAGUUGCCAGUUUUAUAGUUUUCGUCAUAGUUUACUUAUACUGCACGGAAUUAUUUCCUACGGUAGUACGUAAUGCUGCUCUUGGUUUUUCUUCAAUGAUGGCUCGAGUUGGUUCUAUGAUAGCGCCGUUUGUGAUAGAAAUGAGAGACGUCGCUAUAUGGAUACCGCCAGUUCUCUUUGCAAUAUUCCCGCUUGUAGCUGCGUGUAUAACAUUCGUUCUCCCAGAGACGAAAGGUUGCGAGUUAAUGACUACAAUAGAAGAGGGAGAACAAUUUGGUAAAAAGAAAACAGCGAAUAAAGCA